CAGAGGAAAAAGAAAAAGCAAAAUCUGUUGUCGAGAGGCAAUUGCUUCCGUUUCCAGGCUCGCAAGAGUUGGGAGAAGAUCGGCGAACAUUCUCGAAAAAGGAUGGAAUCGCUCUCGGAAUUGAAGCGCGCGAGGGUGUUGAUUAUAGGGUUUGUUCUUGUAUCAUGGUGCAUCUCUUUGGUCCAUGGAGACAUCGAUGGAGGACGACGAGGAGGUGGCCAAGCGCGGCUGCUUCUUGCUUUCCGGGAGACACAAGGAAACUCUACUUUCCAGUGCUCUCCUUCCGGUCCUUGCCUUCCUUGCCAGUAUUCUGAGAAGAAAGAUGAUAAGUACCAUUGCAGUGAAACUGGCUAUCGUGUGCCUUUAAAAUGCAUUGAAGUCCAAGAUGGGUCAAAGGAGAAACCUCAUAAUAAAGUUCAAAGAAAGUUACUUUUUCUUCAAAAGAAAAAAGAGAAAUUUGUGAGCAGAUGGAGAAAAUUGUUGGAUAAUUCAUCUGAAACAGAAAGUGGAAAGCAAAACUAUGUCACCUACAGGAGUUGUGUACCUGUAGGUAAUGAAGAAAAAGUGUCAGUUCUUGGGUUUGAGGCGAUAAUGGUGUUUCUGUUACUCAUCAGCAGUGCAGCCAUAUAUAUACGACAAAAACGUAUAUUCACCAUGCCUGGAGUUUCAAUGGUGAGAAUUCCUACAAACUCUCCGAGGUUCUAGUGUUAUCAUUAAUAUGACUUAACAGAUUUCAAGUUCUGAAGUCCAGCUAAUAUGCCAAGUCUGGUGUUUUGUUGUUUCAAUCUCUUUGCCAUCACUUUCAACUUGUUAUCUGUUUCAGUAAUAUGGUUUGGUGUAUUGAACAGUCGUAAUUAGUUGAAAAAGUUCCAAUGGUUCUCUCAGUUUAAUAGCACAGUAUAUAAUACACAAAUGUUUGUUCAAUCAUAUUUUCAUGGCUCAUUCAGGUUCAUGUACCGCUGUAAUUGAAUCUUUUCUCUUUGGAAUGUAAAAUGCUUGGGUCCUCUGAUUUUUACUA
This is a messenger RNA of Dioscorea cayenensis subsp. rotundata (Guinea yam), 1018 nucleotides long. RefSeq lists its product as uncharacterized. Lineage: Eukaryota; Viridiplantae; Streptophyta; Magnoliopsida; Dioscoreales; Dioscoreaceae. The transcript is spliced from 3 exons. The record is from RefSeq and is a predicted model, not a curated record. Bases 103 to 705 code for a protein of 200 amino acids.